AUGCAGGUCGGAGAGAAUCCAAGCUUCCAUGUUACACAACAUUUAAUUGAAAAAUAUUAUCAACAUCUAUUGAAAGAUAAGAAUGCCAAUAUACUUCCUAACAAGAAUGUGGUUUCUGUAGAGUUUAAGGCAGACAAUGCGAAAGACGAUAUCCCUUUAAAUGUUGAAUCUACCUCUGAAUUCCAAAGAAACUCAUCUAGCUCGGUAAUCUCAACUGAUUCUGUUGAGAUCGAGAAUUCUAUUAAUGGUAUUAGCAAAAAAGCUCCUAGUAAAAGUGACUUAGAAUUUAAUCUCAGCAAAGUUGAAUCCUUAACUGAAGAAGAACUUAAGGAUCAAGAGUUCUUAGAACAAAUGAAAAAUGGCACUGAAAAUCAUGGAUAUCCUAUUAAUCUAGAUUCAGAAUGUGAAAAUAGUAUUACAACUAAUCUAACUAAGUGGAAUUUAAAUAUUUUGAACUACAAACAUUUAUUCAGUAAACUAUUCACCAGCUUUGACUACGAAAGGGAUUUAUUAGUCCAGAGGCUAUUAUCAGAACGAAGACACGCUAUGUCAUUUCAUGAAUGGAAAGAAGCUUCACUAAAAUUAGAUAAUGUGACAAAUAAAAUUCAAUGGAAACAGAAAGCAGAAUCAGAAUUGUAUGAUUAUAAGUUAAUAGAAGAGAUAACAAACAAACUAAAGGUAGCAAGAUUGGAGAAAGAUUACCCAAAGUUACUAUAUAUAAUACGUACACAAUGGGUAAGAAACCUGGGAAAUAUGGGUAAUGUGAAUUUAUAUAUCCAAUCACACAUUGGCACAAAAUACAUUAUUGAUGAUUAUAUAAAGGAAUCUAAGAUCUGUAUUGAGGCCUUACUGGAACAAAAUGAAUUGGAUGACAGCUACCUUUUGGCAAUAUUUCAACAAAGUAGACGAAAUAUUGGCCGAACUGCUUUGGUUUUAAGUGGUGGUGGUACCUUCGGUUUGUUUCAUAUUGGUGUAUUAGCUACGUUGUUUGAACUUGAUUUAAUUCCUAGAGUCAUUAGUGGAAGCAGUGCUGGUGCAAUCGUUGCUAGUAUCUUAUCAGUUCAUACAAAAGAUGAAAUUCCAGAGCUUCUUGAAAAAGUAUUGGAUUCGGAAUUCAAUAUUUUUAAAGAUGAUAAUGACAAAAGUGAUAGUGAAAAUCUUCUAAUUAAAAUCUCCAGAUUUUUUAAGAAUGGAACUUGGUUUGAUAACAAAAAUUUAGUUAAUACCAUGAUAUCCUUUUUAGGAGAUCUAACUUUCCGAGAAGCAUAUAAUAGAACAGGUCGAAUUUUGAACAUCACUGUGUCACCGGCAUCAACGUUUGAACAACCAAGAUUAUUAAAUAAUUUAACAGCACCAAAUGUUUUGAUUUGGUCUGCUGUCUGUGCAUCAUGUUCAUUACCAGGUAUUUUCCCUCCAACUAAUCUUUAUGAAAAAGAUCCAAAGACUGGAAAAAGGAGAGAAUGGAACGGAAGUAAAUCAGUCAAAUUUGUUGAUGGCUCUGUAGACAAUGAUCUACCUAUCACUCGUUUAUCUGAGAUGUUCAAUGUAGAUCAUAUUAUUGCAUGUCAAGUAAACCUUCAUGUCUUUCCACUAUUGAAAAUGUCAUUAUCUUGUGUCGGUGGUAAUAUUCAAGAUGAAAUUAGUGCUAAAUUUAAAAAAAAUCUUUCAAACAUUUAUAAUUUUAUGUCAAAUGAAUUAAUUCAUUUACUAGAAAUUGGAAGUGAAUUGGGGAUUGCCAAAAAUGCCAUGAUGAAGUUCAGGUCAGUUUUAUCGCAACAAUAUUCUGGUGAUGUCACAAUUCUUCCUGAUCUUCAGAUGAUACUUAGAUUUAAUGAAUUAUUAUCAAAUCCCUCACAAGAAUUUCUUUUACGUGAAACAACAAACGGUGCAAGAGCAACCUGGCCAAAGGUUUCCAUUAUUGAAAAUCACCUUUCUCAAGAACUUGCUCUUGAUAGGGCAAUUACUAUUUUAAAAGGUAAGCUUAUUGUUUCCUCUUCUAUAGGGAAUCCGUUACAGUUUAAUGACAUGGCUUAUGGCUUAAUUAAAACUGCAAUUAACAAUAAAGGAAACGAACAAGGGGAAUCUUAUGAUUCUUCAGUGUCAAAUAACAAUCACUUAUCAACAGUUUUAGAUGAUAAUUUGAUCGAUAUGGAAUCUUCAAAAACUUUAUUACUAUUCAGAGAAAAUACAGGGACUUUAAGAAGAGCCACAAAUUAUAAGCUCACAACCCCAACAAAAACAAAAAAGAUUAGACGAAUGUCUGAUUUUUCUGAAACGCCUGCUAGAAAUACUUCACAUUCAUUUUCAUUUUCUACUUCUCCAACUUCAAAACACUCUAGAGUCAGUCAUAAAUAUGGCACUGGUAUUCGUCCAGGAUUAAGAAAGAUGAAUAGUGCUUAUCGGAAUUAUCAGAUUAGAGAUGCCGAUUUCUAUCCACAUAGUAGAAAUAUCAAAGAAAUUGAUUCAGCACCAGUUUCUAAACAAGAAACUUCAAUCAUUAUACCAAUUCCAAGUUCUGCCAAAAUAGGAAACGUUGAUUCUUUUAAUUAUGAUAGAAUUGAGAAUAAUCUUAAAAAUUCUACAAUGAAAAUACUGUCUAACACACGAACAGAAUUUCAAAACAAGAUUAUUGACGAAACCCUAGAUCUGAGUAAGGUUUUUACUUCUGAAUCAGAAGUUGAUGAAUCAUCUAACAAUGAAAAAAGUGAAAAAAGUGACAAAAGUGACAAAAGUGACAAAAGUGACAAAAAUAAUAUAACAUCUCCUGAUAGAAAAACAACCUCUCAUUCGCAUGGACUGAGAAAUACAUUUAGCAGUCCUCUUAAAAAGAUAGGUUCUCUAUCUUACAAAUCACGAAAAUCUCCUUAA
Messenger RNA from Tetrapisispora phaffii CBS 4417, 2868 nucleotides. RefSeq lists its product as uncharacterized. The transcript has a single exon. Gene Ontology annotation, biological process: lipid metabolic process. Gene Ontology annotation, molecular function: triacylglycerol lipase activity. Bases 1 to 2868 code for a protein of 955 amino acids. The record is from RefSeq and is a predicted model, not a curated record. NCBI's taxonomy places the organism in Eukaryota, Fungi, Ascomycota, Saccharomycetes, Saccharomycetales, Saccharomycetaceae.